CGUCCAUCUUGUUUAGCUUAGCUAGCCUGGCUAACGUUACCUUGCGUACUGAGAAGCAGAGAUGGAUGACGGUGACGAGCCGGGUCUAGUCCUCUCUCACAACACUUCUUCGGGCUCUAAGUCGGGCGGUGACAAGAUGUUUUCCCUAAAGAAGUGGAAUGCCGUGGCGAUGUGGAGCUGGGACGUUGAAUGUGACACCUGUGCAAUCUGUCGGGUACAGGUGAUGGACGCUUGUCUCCGAUGCCAGGCGGAAAACAAACAGGAGGAUUGUGUUGUUGUAUGGGGAGAGUGCAACCACUCCUUCCAUAACUGCUGCAUGUCCCUUUGGGUGAAGCAGAACAACCGCUGUCCCCUCUGCCAGCAGGACUGGGUGGUUCAGAGAAUCGGUAAAUAAGUUCGACAUCCAAGCAGGUCUGACUCUCAGACGGCACCUGUACCGCACCCUAAAGUGGUGACAGACUUGACAAUGAUCACUGCAACGUCCUGCAUAGAGCCACUGAUCUCAACAACCGUCCUCCUACUCGUGAUUGCAUGUCCCUGUUAUCCUGGUGUCGAAGGAGGAUGACGGAUGAAAUUAAAGCAGCGCAGACUUCUUAGCUGAUGUGGCUGGAGGGGAUCAAGAGUCAUGAAGAGACAAAUGAAACUUGUUGCAGUGUUCAGUCACAUGUUAGCUUUACAUUAUUGUCUGUGGUGGUGUUCGGCACAUCUUGAAUACGUGACUGUCUUUUUAAAAAUAAAGAAUUGUGAAUAGCUGUAAA
Molecule: messenger RNA, 758 nt
Organism: Lates calcarifer (barramundi perch)
Lineage: Eukaryota; Metazoa; Chordata; Actinopteri; Centropomidae
Gene: rnf7
Product: ring finger protein 7
Exons: 3
Coding region: 62-394 (110 amino acids)
Biological process (GO): ubiquitin-dependent protein catabolic process; protein ubiquitination
Cellular component (GO): nucleus; Cul5-RING ubiquitin ligase complex
Molecular function (GO): cullin family protein binding; ubiquitin protein ligase activity; zinc ion binding
Source: RefSeq, a predicted model, not a curated record